Molecule: messenger RNA, 2118 nt
Organism: Thalassophryne amazonica
Lineage: Eukaryota; Metazoa; Chordata; Actinopteri; Batrachoidiformes; Batrachoididae
Gene: cat
Product: catalase
Exons: 13
Coding region: 92-1675 (527 amino acids)
Biological process (GO): hydrogen peroxide catabolic process; response to hydrogen peroxide
Cellular component (GO): mitochondrion; cytoplasm; peroxisome
Molecular function (GO): heme binding; catalase activity
Source: RefSeq, a predicted model, not a curated record
GCUUCAAAACAAAAGUCGAGCUGAAGCAUUUUUCUUUGUUUUUCCUGCAGCGUAUUUGCUUGUUUGUGGUUCAGACUUUUUACGCGUCGAGAUGGCUGAGAACAGAUGCAAAACGGCCGAUCAAAUGAAGAUGUGGAAGGAGGCCAGAAGUUCACAGAAGCCAGAUACAUUGACCACAGCUGCAGGGAUUCCCAUUGGAGACAAGCUGAACCUGGAGACUGCAGGACCAAGGGGACCUCUUCUGGCCCAAGAUGUGGUCUUCACAGAUGAGAUGGCCCACUUUGACCGGGAAAGAAUCCCAGAGCGAGUCGUGCAUGCCAAAGGGGCAGGGGCUUUUGGCUACUUUGAGGUGACUCAUGACAUUACUCGUUACUGCAAGGCCAAGAUCUUUGAGCAUGUUGGAAAAGUUACACCCAUCGCUGUCCGCUUCUCCACUGUGGCUGGAGAAUCUGGAUCAGCAGACACUGUGCGAGACCCGCGAGGCUUUGCAGUCAAGAUGUACACUGAAGAAGGCAACUGGGACCUAACGGGCAACAAUACCCCCAUUUUCUUCAUCAAGGAUGCCAUGUUGUUCCCGUCCUUCAUCCACUCACAGAAGCGCAAUCCUCAAACCCACAUGAAGGAUCCUGAUAUGUUCUGGGACUUCAUGAGUCUGAGGCCUGAAACUCUUCAUCAGGUGACGUUUCUGUUCAGCGAUCGAGGGCUGCCCGAUGGCUUUCGUCACAUGAAUGGUUACGGCUCUCACACCUUUAAACUGAUCAAUGCUGACGAUGAACCAGUCUACUGCAAGUUCCACUACAAGACUGAUCAAGGGAUAAAGAACCUGUCAGUGGAGGACGCAGCACACCUGGCUUCCACUAACCCUGAUUACGCCAUUGGAGACCUGUUCAAUGCCAUUGCCGAUGGUAACUACCCAUCGUGGACCUUUUACAUACAGGUCAUGACCUUUGAGCAGGCUGAGAAGUUCCCAUUCAACCCCUUUGAUCUUACCAAGGUUUGGCCGCAUAAAGAUUAUCCUCUGAUCCCUGUGGGAAAAAUGGUGCUGAACAGGAACCCAGUCAACUACUUUGUUGAAGUGGAGCAGAUGGCCUUUGACCCCAGUAAUAUGCCGGCAGGCAUCGAGCCCAGCCCCGAUAAGAUGCUGCAGGGUCGGCUCUUUGCCUACCCAGACACCCAUCGUCACCGCCUGGGUGCAAACUACCUGCACAUCCCUGUCAAUUGCCCCUACAGGGCUCGUGUUGCUAACUACCAGCGUGAUGGACCAAUGUGUGUGUCUGACAACCAAGCUGGGGCUCCAAACUAUUACCCUAACAGCUUCAGUGCUCCUGAAACCCAGACUUGCUUCAUGGAGUCGAAGUUCAAGGUGUCUCCAGAUGUGGCACGUUACAACACUGAAAACGAGGAUAAUGUCACUCAGGUUCAUAACUUCUACACAAAUGUGCUGAAUGAGGAGCAGCGAGUGAGGCUUUGUAUGAACAUGGCAAUGUCCUUGAAAGAAGCUCAGCCCUUCAUCCAGAAUCGCAUGGUGGAGCACUUGAAAGCCGUCCAUCCAGACUACGGAAACACGGUUCAAAACUUUCUGAACAAGUACAAUGCUGAGGCCAAGAAGAAUGCAUCCGUACGUGUGUACAGCCGUCCAGGGGCCUCAGCCUUCGACGCCUCCUCCAAGAUGUGAUGCCUUAAAUUUCCCCAGACAAAGUGCACAUUUAUCAGAAAGCAAAAGUUUAACCACCAGCUGCUUCUGCAAGAAACAAAAGUUUGUUUAACCUGCUGGCUGCCAUACGUAACGGGGAAGUAUAAUCUUUGAGAUGUCGUUAGUUCAUUUCAGAAAAAAAAAUCUAAUAAAAGUGGAUUUACUUCAAUCAUCAUAACUACAAACAUUUCAUUAAAAUAAACUCAGAUUAAGAAAAGUAAUGUAUGCCACUGCAGUUUGUAAGAAAUGUUUAAAUAUAUGAAGAUGAUGAUCCAUUUAAACACUACACCGUACCAAUCUGAACAGUGGACUUAUCCAGGAUUUUCAAGUUUUUGGAAAAGCACAUUUUCAUACGUUAUUUCCUAAAAUGUCCGUUUAAGCCUUGUGAUGUCGUCACGUAUGGCCUUGACAAUGAUGUGAGUAUU